This is a messenger RNA of Salvelinus fontinalis (brook trout), 2170 nucleotides long. Its product is annotated as aristaless-related homeobox protein-like. Lineage: Eukaryota; Metazoa; Chordata; Actinopteri; Salmoniformes; Salmonidae. The record is from RefSeq and is a predicted model, not a curated record. Bases 95 to 1396 code for a protein of 433 amino acids. The transcript has 5 exons. Gene Ontology annotation, biological process: regulation of transcription by RNA polymerase II. Gene Ontology annotation, molecular function: DNA-binding transcription factor activity, RNA polymerase II-specific; RNA polymerase II transcription regulatory region sequence-specific DNA binding.
GAGGAGGAGAGAGGGGAGGCAGGGCGGUCGAAGAAUAGGCGUUUACGAAUUCAAGCUCUGUCCAGACUAGAGGCUCACCUGUUAGGCGCAAGACAUGAGCCAUCCAAAUGAGAAAGAUGCCUCGGGCACAAUCGAAAGUAAACCUAAAUCGCCCAUGCUUUCAUCAUACUGCAUCGAAAGCAUUCUCGGCCGACGAAGUCCCCUCAAAGUCAGACUCACAGGAAUGCAAAGUUUACCAAUGCUACUGACUGGGAGUGCGGAGCAUAAUGCACCUUUGGAAGCCUCUCAGAAAGAUGCGGACAUUCACCUGCCCCCCAAGUUGCACCGUCUGUAUGGCCCAGGGGGAAAGCUCAUGGAUUCCAGACGGGGAAUUCACGAGAAUGAGGAGCAAGAAGAGAGGGAGCGUCCUCUAGACAAAGUCUACGAAAAUCUGAAAAUCACUCAGGCGCCACAAGUUAGCAUCAGCCGCAGUAAAUCAUACAGGGAAAACGCGUCCCACAGUCAGAGCGAGGAAGAUAGGAACCUCGGGCGACGGACAGAGGAGCACGCGGAACUUGGCGCCCUAAAGUUCGAGGAGGACACUGGCAAGGAGCUUAUCUGCGAAGACACAGAAAUGUCCCCAAAGAACGGAGAGAGUUUGCACAUCAAUGGAGACGUAAAAGACGGAGAGGACAGCGUGUGCCUCUCAGCUGGCAGUGACUCAGAGGAGGGGAUGCUAAAGCGAAAACAGAGGAGAUACAGGACUACGUUUACCAGUUAUCAGCUUGAGGAGUUGGAGAGAGCUUUCCAGAAAACGCACUACCCCGAUGUGUUCACGAGGGAGGAGUUAGCGAUGCGGUUGGAUCUCACUGAGGCUCGUGUGCAAGUGUGGUUCCAAAACCGGCGAGCUAAGUGGCGGAAGCGGGAAAAAGCCGGGGUUCAGACUCACCCCCCAGGACACCCCUUCUCUGGACCCCUGGGUGCAGCACACCACUUGAGCCACUACCUGGAGGGAAGUCCUUUCUCACCCCACUCUCACCCCUCCCUGGAGUCUGCCUGGACUGCUGCAGCCACCUCGUUCCAGGGUCUGACACAGCCCCUUGCCAGCUCUGCCUCCCCCCUGGGAUUUGGCCCCUUCCUGGGAGCAGCCAUGUUUAGACACCCCACCUUUAUUAGCCCCUCCUUUGGAAGACUCUUCUCUAGCAUGGGUCCUCUGACACUCUUACGCCAGCCCAUACCCGCUGUAGAGACUCCAGUCCAGCCCCCGAUGGCAUUGUCAGAGCCCUCCCCCUCCUCGCCUGUGGACCGCCGGGCCUCCAGCAUCGCAGCACUGCGGCUCAAAGCUAAAGAGCACUCAGCUCAGCUGACACAACUCAACAUCCUACCUUCCAGCAUGACUGGGAAGGAGGUGUGUUGAGAGACAUCAGACUCCCUCCAAUUCCCCCUACAUGGAGCACGAGUCAUGACCAAAGGAAUAGCAGCUUAGAAGUGGUAUAGCACAACUUAACCUUGUCUAAACUCCUCCCCAGUUAGUUGUCCCAAAGUUCUGUUACUCCACACUCUCCACAACAGUGAAACAUGCUUUCCUCAUGAACUGAAGAAGAGAGAAGAAAUGUUAAAAAAGUGGACUCCCUGCCCUUUGACCCUCAGGAAUGACCUGUUAGCAGCUUCUCACAGGGUGCUACGCAGUGUUUACCAACUCCAGUAUCCACAACAGCACACAUUUUUGUUGUAGACCCGGAUAAAAACACCCGAUUCAAUUUGUCAAGGGCUUGACGAUUAGUUGACAACUAGAAUCAGGUGUGAUUGUCCGGAGCCACAACAAAAAAACAUGCACUGCUGGGGAUACUGGAGGACCGGAGUUGGAAAAACACUGCUACAAGCCACCAAAGGGAUAGAUCUAGGCCCUGGAAAGGUUCAAAUGGAGGGAAAUGCUGUAGACUACAGACUGUGUAAGUUUAAAUAUCAUAUAAUGUACAUUUCAUGUAUUGAUAACAUGGUGUCUGUUGAUAGAUUUUCGCAGUCUUCUUAAAUUAGUUGGUUAUUCAAGUUUGUAUUUAUGACCAGUCCUGUAUGAGCCAGAAGGAAGUUUUCAAGAGGAAAAUUGAAAUUUAUUUUAAAAAUUAUUUCCUGGUUUCAGAUGAAUCAGUUGAAAAGAGCUAAGACAAUAAACUGUCAAAUGGAAAACGUU